AUGGUUGAUUUGACUACAGAUGCAGCAUUAGAUGAAGAUCCUUACAAAGGUGUUUCACCAGAUUACUUAGAUCAUGGUGACCAGUGUAUUACAUGUCAAGUAUGCAUGGCAAAGUUAUGGGAUGUAGAAACGGCGAGAGGUAGAACCAAUAAUGGGAAAACAAGUUAUUUUUUAUGUUGUGGUUAUGCCAAAGUAGAGCUACCCGAUUAUAAAGAUGCACAACCAAAUUAUCAGAAACUGUUUACAUCUUUGGAUAAUGAAAGCAAACAUUUUUUGAAAAACAUUCGCCGUUAUAAUUCUAUGUUCGCUUUCACAUCAAUGGGUGGUAAGGUCGAUCCGACUGUUAAUAGAGGUAAUGGCCCAUUUUGCUACAGGAUUAGCGGUGAAAACUAUCAUAGUAUUGGAAGUCUGUUGCCGGAGAAUGCCAAUAAACCAAAGUUUUGCCAGCUGUACAUAUACGAUACAGAGAACGAAGUUUCAAACCGAGAAUCGAUUUUUAGUCGAUCUAAGGAGUCACCUACAUCCUCUUCUGCUUCAGUUGAUCGUCAGUUGAUCCAACAUAUCAAGUCUGUGUUAGACUCCGAUAAUGUAUUGGUUAAAGUUUACAGGAUGGUUAGAGAUUGUUUUCAUGACGAUCCGCAGCUUACUCUUAAGGUACGUCUUAUUGGAAAAAGGGACAAGGAUGGUCGAAUGUAUAACUUACCAACAUGUGGCGAGGUUGCUGCUCUAAUUGUUGGAGAUGUUGAAAACGCAAUUGAGAACAGAGAUAUUGUUGUUGAAACUAAAUCGGGGACUCUUCAACGAAUAAGUGAAUUACAUCCUUCUUACCUUGCUCUUCAAUACCCAAUUCUCUUCCCAUGUGGAGAUGAUGGUUACAGAGUUGACAUCCCUCAUAGAGGUGUCAUAGAUGUAACCAACAAGAAGCGUCCAAAUUGUACGAUGAGAGAGUUCUUUUCGUAUCGUAUUCAAGAUAGAGUAAACCAAUUUUCGUUGAUUCUAAAUUCAAGGAGACUUUUCCAACAAUUUUUGGUUGAUGCUUAUACGAUGAUUGAGAGCGAGAGACUUAACUACAUACGUUUUCAACAAAAAAAUCUAAGAUCUGAUACCUAUGAAAGUCUCCGGAAAUUGAGAAAUAAUGGUCAGCAAGAUAUAUCUAAUGUUGGUACACCUCUUAUAUUGCCUUCUUCGUUUACCGGUGGAGCUAGAUAUAUGAUGCAAAACUAUUUAGAUGCGAUGGCUUUAUGUAAAUGGUUCGGUUAUCCUGAUUUUUUUAUAACCAUUACAUGCAAUCCCAAGUGGCCAGAGGUAAAACGGUUUCUUAAAGACAUUACUCUGAAUCCAGAAGAUAGGCCUGAUAUCCUAUCAAGGUUAUUUAAAGUCAAGCUGGAUGCAAUUUGUAAAGAUUUAAAGGAAUGUCAUAUGUUGGGAAAAGCAGUAGCAAUUAUUUAUACAAUUGAGUUUCAAAAACGUGGCUUGCCUCAUGCGCAUUUGUGCUUAUUCAUGGAACCAGAAGCUAAACUUCCCACUGUUGACCAAGUUGAUCCGUUCAUAUGUGCCGAAAUUCCAAACAGAGAUGAUGACCCAGAGUUGUAUACGCUUGUGAAGGAUUUUAUGAUUCAUGGACCGUGUGGUAAUGCUAAUAUGAACUGCUCAUGUAUGGUUGAUAAACAGUGUUCAAAAGGUUUUCCAAAAAGAUUUCAAGAUUCUACGACAAUUGACGCCAAUGGUUUCCCAUUAUACAGAAGGAGAGAUGAUGGAGCAACAGUUGUCAAAAACCGGAUCGAUUUAGAUAAUAGAAGUGUUGUACCAUACAACAAAAAGUUAUUGAAAAAGUAUCAGGCACAUAUAAACGUGGAGUGGUGCAACCAAGUUGGGUCAAUUAAGUAUUUGAUUAAGUAUAUCAACAAAGGUCCUGAUAGAGCAACAAUUGUUGUUUUGCAUAGUGAUAAUCAUAAUGAACAACAUGAAAAAGAUGAGAUUAAAGAGUAUUAUGACUGUCGGUAUAUCUCAGCAUGCGAGGCAUCAUGGAGGAUAUUUAGUUACGAUGCACAUUACAGAUAUCCUUCUGUUAUCAGGCUUCCAUUCCAUCUUCCAGGUCUCCAACCGGUUGUCUUUGGAGCAGAUGAAGACAUCAAUUCUGUUCUUAACAGGCCAUAUGUCAAGUGUUCUAUGUUUCUAUCUUGGAUGGAAAGGAACAAAGACCCUGAUGACCAUUUGGCGCGUACACUAACUUAUGUUCAGUUUCCAACUUGGUAUGUAUGGAAGAUUGAAAACCGUUGUUGGCAACCUCGGAAGAAAGGUAACUCAAUUGGCAGAAUUCAUAAUGUUGCUCCAUCUCUUGGAGAAGCUUAUUUUUUAAGAAUCUUGCUCAAUAAAGUAAAAGGACCUAAGUCAUAUGACGAUAUCAAAACUGUUAAUGGUCAUGUACAUGAUACAUUUCGAGAUGCGUGUUUCGCACUUGGUCUUUUAGAUGAUGACAAAGAGUACAUCGAAGCAAUUAAAGAAGCAAACGAAACAGCAACAGCUUCGUAUGUACGAAAUUUAUUUGGCAUGAUGCUAUUGUCCAAUACUAUGUCAAGACCGGAGAUCGUAUGGGAAAGCACGUGGAAAUACAUGACAGAUGAUUUCAUCUACAGAUAUAGUAAACUACAUCGUGUUCAAGGUUUAUCAAUUCCAGACGACGAACUUAAAAAUUACGCUUUGUUGGAAAUUGAAAAGUUUUUAGGUAUGAAUAGCUCAUCGCUACGGAACUUCUCAACAAUGCCUUUUCCAGAUUCUUUUUCGUUAUCUGAUCUCGACAAUCGUCUGAUUACCGAGGAGCGUACUUACGACGUAUUAGGUCUUGCAGAGGAAUAUGUUAAUCUGUUUAAUAUGUUAACUGAAGAACAAAGGUCGGUGUUUGAAGAGAUAAUGAAAUCUGUUGAUGGUAACACUGGAGGGAUGUUUUUUGUUUACGGAUAUGGUGGCACCGGGAAAACCUUUUUAUGGAAGACGUUGUCUGCCGCACUUCGAUCAAAAAGAGAAAUUGUAUUAAAUGUUGCUUCGAGUGGAAUUGCAUCGCUGUUAUUGACAGGCGGCAGGACUGCACAGUCAAGAUUUCGUAUUCCUUUGAAUCUUAAUGAGGAUUCGGUAUGUCAUAUAAAAGCAGAUAGUGAUGUCGCUAAAUUGUUGCAUCAGACCAAACUUAUUAUAUGGGAUGAAGCACCUAUGUCCAUAAACAUGCGUUUGAAGCCUUGGAUCGGACAAUGA
Messenger RNA from Helianthus annuus (common sunflower), 3249 nucleotides. RefSeq lists its product as uncharacterized. Bases 1 to 3249 code for a protein of 1082 amino acids. The record is from RefSeq and is a predicted model, not a curated record. The transcript has 5 exons. Gene Ontology annotation, biological process: telomere maintenance; DNA repair. Lineage: Eukaryota; Viridiplantae; Streptophyta; Magnoliopsida; Asterales; Asteraceae. Gene Ontology annotation, molecular function: DNA helicase activity.